CACAACUGAAAGCAGCACCACCACAACUGAAAGCACCACCACCACAGACAAGCCGGGAAUGUCACCGUCCUCCACUGCCAACUCAGCGACAGGGAACCCCCUCACAACUCUGGGCACCUCGCCUGUCUCCACCUCAGCCCCCACAUCUGUGCAGGACAGCUCCUCACAGGGCCCUGCUGCCCCCAAAACCACCCCUGCUGCAAGCUCCACUACUGCCCAGCAGCCCAGCAGCACAGCAGCCAUUUCGGGAAGUUUGGGGUCCACAGCUGCUGCACAACCCAUUGUCACUAGUACAACCAGUCCUCCAGGAGCUGUAGGGGCUGUUGGCACAUCCUCUCCUGGCUCACAGUCUUUGGAUCAUGUGCCUAACACCACUGUGAGCACCACAGAGCUGAGAACUGACCCUCCCCAAAGCUCCAAGGAGUGUGUUGGCCCUCUUCCCCAAUGUCCCACCAAGCAGAGUCCUUCUACCAGUUCUUCAGUCCAGGGACCAACCCCUUCCAGCACUUCUGGAAGCACCAGCACUUCUGUUAUCCCUCUGUCUGGAUCCCCAUCUGUCACCACCACUCCAAUGUCACAACCUGGCAGCAAAGACACGGUCCCAAAGGCAUCCACCACCACAGCUCCUGGGGCAGACCAGAGUACCCACGACGCUGGAUCAGCCAAAUCCACCAGUGCCUCCCAGAGCCCUGACAGUGUCCAGCCACUGGGUCCAGCCUCAGGGGACCAGACAGACCACACAGAGAGCUGCAGUUCUGGCCAGCAGCAGCCCAACAUUUCUCUCUCAAAUGAGCUCAUCUGUAAAGACCAGGUGCAGCAUACUACGCCCAUCAUUCACCUGAAAGAACCCAGAACCUGUGAUGAGUGGAGGACUGCCAGCAAAAACAUCUCCUUCUUUGAGAGCUUCUGCUCCACGGCCCAGCGUGUGUUUGAUGCCAGCAGGGACUUGUGCACGGUGACGCUGAUGGCCUGCAAGCCCAGCUCCCACCACUGGGCCGUGCGGGUGGUCCUGCACUUUCCCUUGGACUCUGAAGAAGUCCUCACGGAUCUGAAGGAGAAGAAAGACAAGCUGGAGGAGCUUGGCAUUGUCAACAUCACCUCGGACAAAAUGGUGGAGGACAUGACCAUCAACGACGAGUUCAGCACCCCCCUGAUCAUCACCAUCAUCACCCUGGCUGGCUCCCUGCUGCUCAUCGCCGCCAUCUACGGCUGCCACCAGCGCUUCUCACAAAAGAAGGACCAGAACAUCCACCCUGAUGUCCCCGGGUUUGAUGAUGGACAUGUGGCCCUGAUCUUUAAUCAGCGCCUGACCGAGGAGAUGCAGACCAUGGAGAACGGCUACCACGACAACCCCACGCUGGAGGUGAUGGAGACCUCCUCAGAAAUGCAGGAGAAGAAGGUGAACCUCAACGGUGAGCUGGGGGACAGCUGGAUCGUUCCUCUGGACACCCUCAUGAAGGAGGACCUUGAGGAAGAAGAGGACACACAUUUAUAGGAUGCAGAACUUGAUCAAGAAAAAAACAACCACCUCCCAAAAAAACCCUAUAAACCCUACACACAUGCACACAGAGC
This is a messenger RNA of Sturnus vulgaris (Common starling), 1572 nucleotides long. RefSeq names its product podocalyxin like (gene PODXL). The record is from RefSeq and is a predicted model, not a curated record. Gene Ontology annotation, biological process: positive regulation of cell-cell adhesion mediated by integrin; cell migration; negative regulation of cell-cell adhesion. Gene Ontology annotation, cellular component: apical plasma membrane; microvillus membrane. NCBI's taxonomy places the organism in Eukaryota, Metazoa, Chordata, Aves, Passeriformes, Sturnidae.